GAGAAUUAUGUAGUCGAGUGAAAGUCUUGUGGUCUUGUGGCUGUCACCCAAUGACAACAAUGAAUUUUUGUUUGUUUAUGGUUUAAGUGGCUAAAUAUCAAAAUACUUUGUGUUGAACAUGAAUCCUGCUAUUUUUAAAGAUUCUGAAGAUUUUAAGCUUAAAAGGAAACGUCAGAUCGAUACAUUAAAGAUUUUUAAUGACAACGUUCAAGAAAUCCAGUCUGGUGCAGAGUAUCGUGUUGAGUUUUGGUUAGAUUCUCGUCGACUGGCCAUAUUAGUACAGCUUGGCCCUGACUUUCCUCUGGAAAAGCCAAUUCUCCUUGUCUCACCAAAUGUUGGUCACGCUUGGGUGGAUCACUGUGGAAGAAUUACGGCAGCUCCUGGUCUCAUUAACUUCACACAACAUUCAGAUCUUGGCAGAGUAGUUCAUGCUAUUGUUCGAGAAUUCGAGUUGAGACCACCAGUUUGGAUUGGAUCUGAAACCUCAAGUUCUGCAGUGGAACCAAGUAUCCCAACUGAAUCUAGUGCACAGGCUCCAGUUCCAAACAUGUCUAUGUCUCAACCUACACAACAAACACCUUUACAACAGAUGAUAUUUCCAGAAUUAGCUGAAUUGAGUGUUGAAGAACUUCAAGCAUUAAUGGACAACCAGGAUCGCCGUAAUGAGUUCAUUGAACAGCUGCCUGUGUCUCAAGAACUCGAUGAUCAGCUUGAUCAACUUAUGAUAUCUAUUGAAAAUUUAGCCAAAGAAAACUUAGAAAAGGAGUCAAAGUUGAAAGAACUUCAUUCAGCUUGUGAAGAGCGAAGACACAUUUUGAAUGAAGUCCAUUCCUCCUAUGAGGAAUUGGGUGUUCAGUUCCAGUCCCUUGCAGAUUGCAGAACACCAGCAAGUAUUAGGGAAAGUCUACGGGCAGCUACACGUCAGGCUGAUGAAGAAAGUGAAAGAGUUGCUGAACAUUUUCUCUCAGGGGAAAUGAAUUUGGAUCAAUUUUUAGUAGCUUAUGUAAAUAAACGUAUGAUGAGUCAUAUACGAAAAGUUAAAGAAGAAAAACUAAGUCAACAACUACGUGAUCUCCUAAAGGCAGGAUACUGAGAUAUAUUUCUAUGUGGGGCACAACUUUUGGGAUUAUGUUUAAUUGAAACCAUAUUUUAUGAAAUUACCAAUUUUUGUUUUUAAAAGAAGAGGCAGAGGGGAUGUAUGCUUAUUAUUUAUUUGUUUUUUCUCAAAUUGUUAUGAAACCUAUUAUGUAAACAGAAUGAAUUUUCUCAAAACUCGUGUUAUGUUUUCCUUGGAAAGGACCGCUCUUGGUGUUCCCUACCUUUUGUACUAUUUUGAUAUUAUUAAUAAAACAACAACAAAACGCGCGAAGACAUAUAAUAA
Molecule: messenger RNA, 1381 nt
Organism: Frankliniella occidentalis (western flower thrips)
Lineage: Eukaryota; Metazoa; Arthropoda; Insecta; Thysanoptera; Thripidae
Gene: Vsp37A
Product: vacuolar protein sorting-associated protein 37A
Exons: 8
Coding region: 119-1093 (324 amino acids)
Biological process (GO): protein targeting to vacuole; ubiquitin-dependent protein catabolic process via the multivesicular body sorting pathway; protein targeting to membrane
Cellular component (GO): ESCRT I complex
Source: RefSeq, a predicted model, not a curated record